Messenger RNA from Notolabrus celidotus (New Zealand spotty), 5373 nucleotides. Its product is annotated as zinc finger protein 518A. Lineage: Eukaryota; Metazoa; Chordata; Actinopteri; Labriformes; Labridae. The record is from RefSeq and is a predicted model, not a curated record. Bases 231 to 4403 code for a protein of 1390 amino acids. The transcript has 2 exons.
ACACACACACACACACACACACACACACGCACGCACGGUGAUGACGUAGGUGCUGCGUAAACACAGAGAGCUCUUCCGGUCGUCUCGUGAAACAUAUUUAAUUUAUUCUUGGUUGAAAGUUGUUGAAACCUGGUUUUAGGGGGACAUGCGGGUUGCGGGACUAGUUUGGUGUUGGAUGAACAGUCCGUAUUCCUCCGCUCGUGUGUAAGUGUUGAAGCACAAGGACCCGGAUGGACUGUCAUGGCCGCCAUGGCUGUGUUCCUCAGAGAGGAGGAGGAGGAAGACUAUCGCUAAAGCGGUGUGUGUUUCAGCUCCAGCCUUCAUGUCCACCGCUGACGGGACGGAGGAUCAACUUGUUCACACUUCAGGGUAUCUGCAGGUUCCCAGCUAUGGAAGAAGAACUCUCUUUACCUCAGGACUCAGCCAAAUGUAACCUAUCAGCAGCAGAGGAUGAAAAGGAAAAGGUGGUGGACUUUGUGUAUAAGCACUUCAGAGGAGUGACAGAUGGCUCCAUCUUCAGCUCUGUAGAAGAAUCUCCCAUGAAGGACCAUGGCGUCUCCACUAAGAGAGACAGACCAUCUCUAAAUAAAGCCCACUGUAAGAUCCAGCAGGGGGCUGUGUUCUCUGGAAAAAUUCUGAGUUUUGAAUGCUCGGUGUGUAAAGAUGGUUCCACUUACAGCCCCAACGAUCUCCUGAAACAUUUCCGGGCGGCUCAUAAAGGAACCCUCCCCACGUAUCCAUGUGACCUGUGUGGCUUUUUUACAAAUGAGUUCCCUGCACUUCAGCGCCAUCGGAUCGAGCACAGGAACACUCUGGUCACAUGUGAGCUCUGCAACGAUGAUGUUCAGUACUCUCUGCUACUACUCACAAGACACUACAUCAUGUGUCACAGUCUGAAUGGACAGUUCACUUGUGAAUGGUGCGAGUUUACAACCAUGGAUGCAGGUACAUUUGUCCAGCACAUCCAUCAUCAUAAUGAGAGUCCAUGGAAGUGUACAAAAUGCAGACAUAUCAGCCUAAGCGAAGAGGAUCACCAGAAGCAUAUGAAAGCUCACUCUGGCACAUUCCCCUUCACCUGUCAGAUCUGUGGAUAUGGAGCAGCAAGGAGUGAGUACCUGAAAAACCACACAGCAGUUGUUCACAAAGAGGAGGCUGACAGAAGAAACACAUGGAAGUCUGGAGAGGACAUCAGUCCAGUAAAUUCGUCAACAGGCUACAAACUUCUCCUCAAAAAGAGUGAGUCCAAACUGAACUGUCUCACUGGGACUAUAUCAAACCAAAAUGGUCGCCUAAUCAAACCAGAGAUGUCCUUGGAGGAGUCCCACCACUUUGUAGAUGGGCCUGGUGCUAAAAAGGACAAAAACUGGAGCAAAGGCCCUCAUAACACAGAGCAGUCAAUGUCGGUAAUGUUACAGGACUGUGACAGCUCCGCAAGUUCUGAUGCUGCAGCUCACACCAGCCCUAACGGACUUACUGUCCUGAUGGUGAAGAACAAAAUCUCUCUUCCUCCAAACUGCACAACCAAAGUCAUGGGAUUUAAGAUGGUCGAGGGUAAGAAACAUUUAGUUCUCAAAGUGAUACCGACAGCAAAGCAGGACCUGUCCACUCAGAGCAGUUGCUCUGCACCAAAUCCUGUGUUCGAUAAAAGUAAAGUUGUUAUUGAGAAUGGGGAGGGGUCUAACAGUAAGAGCUCAAAUACAAGCUGUUAUCCUGUUUCACCAAGAAGUGGAUGUUGUACACAGAUGGAUCAAGAUGAGAUAAUGACCGUAAAAGUUAAGAUUGAGGAGGAAGAAACCUCUGUUUGCAGCCUGGAUUGCACUCCGCAAAGAGACAGGGGACAACCUAAUCUGUCACUGAGCAGGUUGUCUACCUGUGCAGACUCAUUGUACCCCGCGACAAAUGAGUUUGACCAAAGUCACCUGAGUCAGAACACCUACUCAGAGAGACGUAUGUCUGAUGGUAACUCAGUCUCUGAUGCAGCCAGCCACAACUGCUCUGAAGUCAGUAAUACUUCAGGAAUGUGUGCAGGGGAGGCCACUGGUUUAUCUACACCUGCAAAAGUGUCUCAGAAAAACUUUCUUUCCAAACAAGUCACCAAAAAACCUGUAGAAGAGUUUUCACUGAAUUAUAAAGCUGCAGACAAACGCAGAGACAAACGCAGGACAAACUCCUUCAACACUACAGAAAAUGAAGACCCGUCUCCUCAGAGUCCUCUUGAAAUUGACAACUCUGAAAACAGUAGAACUGAGAUUCAACAAAAAAAUGGCCAGCAAGUAGAAAGUGUCAUGAGCUCAGAAAACUGCACAAAAAACUCUUCACCCAACCAAGAAGUAUUCUCUUUUCACAAUUACUCUAAGGAAUCAUUCAGCACUUACACUACCCAUAACUUUAACUCUACGUCCAAACAUCCAGCAGACAGACAUAGUGUUUGUGAAUCAUCACGGUUAAGCUUGAGUUUAGCAGAAUCUCCAGAGCUCAGUCAGAGUAGUACCGGGGAAGACUUGAGUCUAGAAAGGAAUCAGGAGGAUGUAGAGAGGCUGGCAGAUAGUGACAGUGAGGCAAAUGAGUGCAUGGUUGACGAUCCUCCCUCAGAGGAUGAAAACUCAGAGUCAGUUCUUCAGGACUUUAAUAUUAUCAAGAUUGAGGAAGAGAGCGUUCCCAUAUCCAAAAACCAACCAGAAACAAAGAGUGGUUCAAAUUCCUCUGGCAGUUAUGUGGAGAACCAUUCUGAUGCAAUUAUCACCCAGCAGCAUAAUAAAGAAAGAGUAGUAUCUUCAAAUGCAGGCACAGAUUCCUUAAAACAAACAAAAACCACCCUACGAAUUCUCCAGCUGCCUGAAGGUAAGCAGCCGGUACUCCUCAGGACUACCGAGAACCGAUACGCCAUGCCAGUGCAGGUCAAGGCCAGUCCAGGUUUUAAACUGAUAACCAAUUCUACAAACCCUCAGAUCAAUGUUUCUUACAUGACCCCAGGAUCAGAAAGGUCAUCAAAUCCUGCUGGCCUGACCCUUAGUCCAAACAACAGGAGGACAGGUGUCUCAGUACCAAAGGCAGUGACUUCUGAAAAAGGGACAACCCUCCUUUCUGCUGUCCAACCAGGAGUUAACAACACCUCAAAUCACUACUUUAUCAACAGUCAAGGUUUCAAGGGUCCUGUACUCCUCUCAAGCACACCGCAUAAUACACCUACAGACAAAACUAACAAGACGCAGCCAACCUGCUACUUAGUACAAAGGUCUGUACCAUUUGGUCAGACCCCCAGUACUCCUGGCCUCAGAUUAGCAAGUACUCAAAUUCCCCUGAACUCACGACCAGUUCUCGCCAUGCCCGUGAACUCUGCAGACAAACCCAACACUCUACAGGCUGGACGGCAGGCCUUCUUGCUCCGAUACAUCUCUCCUUCUAAAACAGGCCCUGGUCCGAACAACCUGGAAGCAAAGACUGGUACUCCAUAUAUCCAAACCAACGAAAGUGCUGGAAACAAAGUCUUUUUCAAAAUUGUCACUCCUACUGGUAGCCUUCUCACAACCGGAGCUCCCAGCUCAAGCAGUCAACCUUUGUUUUUGGCUACCAGACCUCAGACCCAAUGUUUUCUGGUUUCAUCCAACAAAACUAAUGGGAACGCUCCAACCGCAGUACAGAAACUGAUCGCUAUACAAAAUGGUUCACAGAGAGAGGUCAAGGAAUCUUGUCUUUCCCUCAGUCAUGUGAUUGACAAGGUACCACCCUGUGAAUUAGAGAAACCCAUCCUCGCCCCAAGGCCCAUCCGACCUCCGAGCCAAAGGAAAAGGCGCAGGAAAACAUUAUUUGACGAGCUUCCCGAAACGGUGCACAAAGCUAGGAGACUCGCACAUAAAGCAGGGGCUGAGAAAGAGACCUGUGUGUUAUGGAGGCCUCUAUCCAAAGACACUGAGAGGACACUGAGACUCGCCCCGUUCAGUUCCCUACAGCAAGUCAAAUGCCCCCGCAGAUACCAACCCGUUGUGGUUCUCAACCAUCCAGAUGCUGAGAUCCCUGCAGUGACCAGUAUCAUGAAAGUAGUCAACAAGCACAAAGGUGCUGUCGCCAAGGUCUCCCUGUCUCAGAAAACUGUCCAAGCACUGUCUGAACUUAGUGCUGAGGGGGAGAACUCCUCGAUCAAGCUUGGGUCAUGUCAUAGUGACGAUCCAACACCUCAGACAGUUCGGAGUUCUGUCCGAGAACGGUUCCUCUUGAAAAUGAAGUUAAGGAAAAAGAGCAGGAAAAAGUAUGAGGUUGUGGACCCUUCAUCAGGGUAUUGUCAAGAGGCUGCGGUGUUUACCUGCUGGUUCUGUGGCCGGCUCUUUAACAGCCAAGAAGACUGGAUCGGCCACGGUCAGCGACACCUCAUGGAGGCCACCAGAGACUGGAAUAAAUUGUUCUGAAAGUUUCCUGUAGGUUGGUUUUAUGGAACAAAUAGUUGUAGUUGUAUAUUUUUAUACUGACCUUCCACUCUAUGAUUGUAAUAUUUCAGUUUCUGUAAAUAUAUAUUCUUAUGUGAUUCAUAGUUUAUCUUUCAUAGGUGCUUAUUCUGGUAAAUAUGUACAGACUUCAUGCACACAGGUCAGAUCUAUCUGUGAAAAUGGUACACUGUAAUGUAAAGAGCUUACAGCAAGGGGGCGAUGUCAGCACAGGUUGUAUGCAGAGUCAGAUUCAAUAACUCAGGUGAUUUAUAUUAAUCUGCUAUGUCAUUUUUCUGAUGGAAACCCUGCUUUAAGGGACUUUUGUAUCUUUCUUCUACACAUGAGGACAGGUCACUGUAAAGGUCAAAGUUUGUCAUUUUAUUCAGCUGUUUUUGUGCUCCUGAUUGAAGUUUGGAUCCAAAUAAUUUCUUUUUACCGUGUUUUGAAUAAAGGAGCUAUAAUUUUACACUAAGGUCAGGAGGACGAGUUUACAGUUUGUCUUUCAGGACAAUGUCUUGUUUCAUGCUUGUGUCAGAGCUGGAGCUGAUUUAUUCACUGUUGUCUCUUCAUUCUGCCCAGUGUUUUAAUACAAACACAGUUUGACUUGAGCCAGGACGUCUCAUAGCUGUCAGUGUUUUAUAAAAGACUGUAGCAGGUAUGUUUCACAGCUGGCUGAGCUACAGACAGAACAAUCAACAUUUCUGAACUGUUGAUGCUUUAGUUCUUUUUGUCACUUUGCCCUGUAAAUCAUUUUAAUCUUCAUUUGAUUUCUGAAUUCACUGAGCAUGUUUAAAGACUUUAAACCAAACAAUAUAAAGUAUAGUCUGGGUACAAAGUUUAAAAAGUAUCAGAACCAUCUUUUAUCUCUUAUUUCAAUGACCGGUAUAAUCAAGAAGUUACCACAGGGUUUCAACUAGUAAUAAGACAAAUACAAUCUAAUACAAUCUUAAAA